UUGCUCUCCGCGGGGGAUGAUUACAGGCGAGUUUGCCUGCCUCCCCGCACGCGGUUUCCCCGGCGCGGCCGAAGCUGUGCCGCUCAGUUCUCGGGCGGCCGAUCCGCUCCGGGAGCCGCUGCUGUCCUGCCUCAGCGGGCCCGUCCCGCGGGGGUAGGCGUAAAGGGGGUGUGGGAGGGCGGGUGCUGCGCCCGUGCUGCUGUUCUGUGGCUUUUCGGCUCCGGGUGGCUUCGGAAGGGUUUUUUCUCUCCUUCUGCCCGCGCUGCAGAGCUUGUAGCGGGAAGGGGCGACUUGGCUGGAAGCGACCUGGCGAAGCCGUGCGAGAAGAGUACGCUGCCGCCUCGGAAAGUUUGAAGAGGAGGUGAAGGAGGUCUUCCGUGUAGAGCGAUGUAGCCCUGAAAGAGCCUGCAGAAGGCAGCUAAACACCUCCCUGGGCGGAUUCCGGAGCAUGAGCUAAAAGCAAUGUCCCUCUCUCGUGUUGAGAGUCCUGGUUUUCUGCUUUUUCUGUUCGUCUUUCAAGCGAUAUUUAUCUUGAUACUCUACCGAGGUGGACCUUCAAAUGUGUUCCGUGGGUUUUUAGACUCGAAACAGGUUCUGGACUACUCCAAAACUCACGAUGUGUAUACCAACCUCAGCUUGUUCACCCAAGCUCCUAACGAAGAGACGAUGCCCUACUGCUCAGUGCACUCACCAAUAUUUGUUGGUCCAUUAACCAUCACUUUCAGGGUGCUUCCUAGUGAAAAAAUGAUCAUCAAAAAAAAUCCUUUUGUUCAGUCUGGUGGCCACUACAGACCACCUCACUGCUUGGCUCGCUACAAAUCAGCCGUCCUUGUAGCCUACAGGAACCAGGAGAAGUACCUUCACCAUCUUCUCUACUAUAUCCAUCCUUUCUUGCAGCGCCAGCAGCUCAGUUACAGCAUCUACUUGAUUCAGCAGGUGGGGAAUGGCACAUUUAACAAAGCAAAACUGCUUAAUGUUGGUGUCCGGGAAGCCCUGAAGGAUGAAGACUGGGACUGCCUCCUUCUGCACGAUGUCAAUCUAGUGCCUGAGAAUGAUUACAACCUCUAUGUUUGUGAUGAGUACUAUCCCAAGCAUAUGGCCAGCGCCAUUGAUAAGUUUCGGUACAGUCUGCCCUAUAAGUCUUUUUUUGGGGGUGUAUCUGCUCUGACUCCAGACCAUUACAUGAAGAUGAAUGGUUUUCCAAACACAUACUGGGGCAGCAGUGGUGAAAAUGACGACAUUGCUACAAGAAUUCAGUUAGCAGGAAUGAAAAUAGUCCGGACAUCACCUCAGCUGGGACGCUACAAAGUGAUGGACUACAAUGAAGAGACAGAGACCCAAGAGCCUUGGAGAAGGCCUACUCCGCACCACAACACCAGGAAAACAUGGAAAGAUGAUGGAAUGAAUUCAUUAGAGUUCAAGCUUCUUUCCAGGAGAAAGCAUCCUCUUUAUACUAACAUCACUGUGGACAUUGGAUAUGUUCCUCCAUUUUCUUGAGAGAAUUAAAACAAAAGCAGAGUUUGUGCUCAGCAGGGCAGUACAUGUGUUGGCAUUCAGCCUCCGGUUCCUGUUGUGCAGUCAACAGCACCUGAGACCAGUUCUCCUCUUAAUGCAUUUCAGUUUUCUUCUGACAGUUUCAAGAGGGGGAAGAAAAGGCUUCAGGACUAGGGUGACAGCUAAGAAGACGACUGUGGCCUAAUUUUGUCAAAGCACACUAACAACUAACUACUGAGCUAGCCCCAGUCCUCAGGGGAUGAGGGUCUCCUUGACAGUAAGCAACUCAGGUUUUCUGGGACCUUCUUUUCAUAGCUGGAUAGCUUUGUCCUGCUUUGUGCUUAAGUGUUAAUGGGGAAGCAAGCCAUGCUGUGUUUUGAGAAAGUUCUGUAAAUAUCUUUUGUGAACCUGACUGAAAUAAGUUAACUUGCAUGUUUGGGUUAAUGAGAGUGUAAAAUAAAGGAGAAAGUUGCCUUUAACCAUACAGAA
Pogoniulus pusillus (Red-fronted tinkerbird) is the source of this 1983-nucleotide messenger RNA. RefSeq names its product beta-1,4-galactosyltransferase 3-like. Gene Ontology annotation, molecular function: galactosyltransferase activity. Gene Ontology annotation, biological process: carbohydrate metabolic process. The transcript is spliced from 6 exons. The record is from RefSeq and is a predicted model, not a curated record. The coding region runs from base 463 to 1497 and encodes 344 amino acids. NCBI's taxonomy places the organism in Eukaryota, Metazoa, Chordata, Aves, Piciformes, Lybiidae. Gene Ontology annotation, cellular component: Golgi apparatus.